This is a messenger RNA of Xylaria bambusicola, 2445 nucleotides long. RefSeq lists its product as uncharacterized. The record is from RefSeq and is a predicted model, not a curated record. Gene Ontology annotation, biological process: proteasome-mediated ubiquitin-dependent protein catabolic process; protein linear polyubiquitination. Lineage: Eukaryota; Fungi; Ascomycota; Sordariomycetes; Xylariales; Xylariaceae. The transcript is spliced from 2 exons. Gene Ontology annotation, cellular component: ubiquitin ligase complex. Gene Ontology annotation, molecular function: ubiquitin binding; ubiquitin-protein transferase activity; zinc ion binding. Bases 1 to 2445 code for a protein of 814 amino acids.
AUGAUGAAGCCCACAGCCCCAAGCUUUCGACCGGCACUUCAAGCCUCUGGCAAGGAUACAGGGGUAAGUCGAAUCCCACAUAAGCCUUCGAGUGAUAGUAGGGGCCAGAUACCAUGCCGGUUUUUCCUGCAGGGGCGAUGCAGCAAUGGAGCUAUAUGCCAUUAUCUACACCAAGUGGAGGAACCAGCAGCCAGGGAUGACCCUCGGUCUAUCCAUGAUCCCAAAUUGCCGACCGACUCCCGCUCUCCAAACGGCACCGCCACCAGAGCAUUAAGCAACGUUCUCAUUCGCUUCGAAUCGGGCGCCCAGGUCUCGAGAGUAACCACGUCAUCCGACUACUCGGCCGUCCAUAUUGACAAUCUGCCCGCAAACAGCUCUCGAGAAUCAAUCCUCGAAUUCCUGUCUUCACAAGGCAUUAGCCUACUAAAGUCGCCUCACAUCAGAGUUGUGCAUCUGGACUCCAAAUCGACUGCCAAUGUCAAGGUCGAACAUCCCGACUUCGCGAAACAAGUGUGCGCGAAGCUAGGGCCGCAGAUUGCGUCACGGGAAGGCAACCCGUCGCAGCCAGUAGCGACCCCAGUACAGCCCCUUUUGUAUGGAGAUGCAAAUACUCUCCGCAUUGAUCACAGGAAGAUCUACUUCUCCUGGCACAAACCAAGCAAGACCGUCUGGCUCAACUUUGGAAGUGGCGAGAUUGCCAGCCGUGUCGACAAGAAGUUCAAGGAUGGCAACUACCUUAUCAAGAACAAGAGGGUGACAAGCGAGGCGCUCCCUCGGGCGCCUGGCCGGCAUAAUUCGCUGGCUUGGACAAUCACGCUAACAGAUGUCCCUGCAUCAGCAACGGAGCAAGAUGUUAGGAAGGCAAUUCGAAUACAUACUGAUCAACCACGCGGAAUUCAACUUGGCAAACCCACGUACAGCGAAGAUGCGGAAACAUGCUAUGCAACAAUUCUGUCGCUCUUCAACCGAAUUGGGGAGCUGGAUUUCCACGAAUUAACCCCGGACCCUAUUGGAAAGCGCGUUAAAGCCAAAGUCAAAUUCUUAGACGCAGCUCAUGCACAGGAGGCAGAGUCUCAACUAAACAACCGCCCCCUUCCCUUCAACCGUAAUGCCAAGCUUACUGUUCAAGUCGUGCACUCUGCCAAGUUCAAGGUAUCCAGGCCUAUUUACCAGAUCGUCCGGGCGCAGCUUCAGGCCAGCAUCGCAGGUUGGAAAGCGAAGCAUUUGAGCUACACAGCUUAUGAGCAAUCCACUCCUCCCACAUCGCACGUCGUGCUCAAAAUCGAGGGGACCAAUAACGAAGAUGUGGCAGCAGCAAAAAAGGACAUUGAAGGUAUCACGGCCGGUAGGGUUGCCAAAGACGGAUCCUCGACACUGUGGCACCCCAUGCUUCGCGGAAGCGGGCCACUGCUCGCUGAAAUCGAGAAUAUCGCUCAACUCAGGAGAGUCCUGCUGGUUCGAAACAAGUACAAAUCCCAAAUACGCUUGUACGGACUUCCAAACAGGUGCGAGGAGGUCGAAACCUCGAUUGCCAAGGUCCUAAACAAUUCAACGUCCGAAUCACGUGAUAUCAUUCUCGAUGAGCGAAUGCUCAACAAAGUUUGUCGAGGCGGGUUUCACCAGAUCUCGGAGGCCCUGGUGGGUGGCUCGGUCAUACUCGAUGUGGUAUCUCGCCCCAAGCGGGUCAUUAUCAAUGGCUCCGUCAACAACUACGAGACCGCGUUGAAGAUUCUAUGUGGAGAAGCCGACCAAAUGCUAUCAACGAAGGGAACAGGUCUGAGUGACUGUUCAAUCUGUUAUACUGCAGGAACCGAGGCUAUUCGUACCAAGUGCGGGCAUACCUAUUGCCUAGAUUGCUUCGAAAACCUCUGCAUGUCGGCUACCAAGGAAGAUCGACCGGCAGAAGUGAAGUGCGCAGGGAAUCUAGGCCAAUGUGGCAUCAGCCUUGAUCUCCCCGAAUUGCAAGAGCAUCUAUCACCUAGCGCAUUUGAAGAGCUCCUGAAGAACUCCUUCGCUUCAUACGUACGAUGUCAUCCGACCCUGCUGAAAUAUUGCCCCACGGCAGACUGCGACUCCGUGUACCGCGCAGGUGCCGACUCUAAUGCCUUACCACGUUCUCACCAUUGCCCAACCUGCCUCGUCAGCGUUUGUACCACCUGCCACGCUCAACACGGGCAGAUGACUUGCGGCGAUUACAAGGAUCUGUCUACGGGGGGCUAUGAGGCGUAUCAGAGGGUGAAGAAGGAACUUGGAAUCAAGGACUGCCCCAAGUGCGGGACUGCUAUGGAAAAGACGGAGGGAUGCAACCACAUGACAUGUCGGUGCGGUGCGCACAUCUGUUGGGUAUGCAUGAAGACGUUUACUGCAUCCAACGCCUGCUAUGAGCACAUGAAUAAAGAGCACAAGGGAAUAGGAAUCGCCGGACUGGAACAAAUCCUCGAUUAG